This is a messenger RNA of Girardinichthys multiradiatus, 4750 nucleotides long. RefSeq names its product lin-28 homolog Aa (gene lin28aa). The record is from RefSeq and is a predicted model, not a curated record. Bases 1 to 588 code for a protein of 195 amino acids. Gene Ontology annotation, molecular function: nucleic acid binding; zinc ion binding. The transcript is spliced from 4 exons. NCBI's taxonomy places the organism in Eukaryota, Metazoa, Chordata, Actinopteri, Cyprinodontiformes, Goodeidae.
AUGGCAGAAGGAGUGUGUAAGACGGAGGGAGAUGAGGGACCGAGCACAGAGGAAGACUCGCAGUCCUUCCACGGAGUCGGCGUGUGCAAGUGGUUCAACGUCCGCAUGGGCUUCGGCUUCCUGUCCAUGACCCACCGGGAGGGAGUGCCGCUGGACGAACCGGUUGAUGUGUUCGUCCACCAGAGCAAGCUGCACAUGGAAGGUUUCCGCAGCCUGAAGGAAGGCGAAGCAGUUGAGUUUACUUUCAAGAAGUCAUCGAAGGGCCUGGAGUCGCAGCAGGUUACUGGACCGGGUGGCAUCCACUGUGUGGGCAGUGAGCGGAGACCCAAAGGCAAAAAAGUCCAAAAGCGUCGCUCAAAGGGAGACAGAUGUUAUAACUGUGGAGGCCUGGAUCACCAUGCCAAAGAGUGCAAGUUACCACCCCAGCCCAAGAGGUGCCACUUCUGCCAGAGUAUUGACCACAUGGUCGCCAGCUGCCCAAUCAAAGCACAACAGUCCUCACCGGUUUCUCAGGGAAAACCAUCCCCCUUGAAAGGAGAUGAUGGAGAGCACAGCCAACCGGCGCCACCUCCUGAGACCUCUGAUUAAACGGGAGAUCCGGCCUCGCUGAAGCACACAAGCCAAUCAUGCUUGUUUUGACGGUUGAGGAGGGAGACAGAAUUUCCCUCCCCAACUGUUAAAGCUGCUUUUGGAAUUACCUCAGGUUAAAAAACACUCAUAAGGAAUGUUUUCUGUUAUUAUUUUUAUUUGGUGUAACAUUAAGGAAUACUGCUUCAUUAUUGCACUCAGGAAGUUUAAAUGGUGUAACAGUGUGAUCCCUGCUUUCAGGAACGUGUUGACCUUGUAGAGAUAAUACUAAAAGGUCUUCACAAGCAUUUGCAGAUUGCUUCUAAGUAACUGCACUUUCCUUGUGAGCUUUAUUAAUCAGUUUCUUUUGUGUUAUACUCAAUGUGUUGAGAAUAGACCUAAACGUUUGCUGCCUUAUCAUUCAGCCUCUUUCCUGACUGUUACACCUUACUGUCAACAAAGCAGAGAUGCGCCAGACAGUGUCUCUGUGAUGAAUGUUAGCUUAUGGAUCGUGUGGAGAGGGAGGGGGAAGGGGUGUUGAUGGAAAAUAACACAAAACGGGUUUAAGGGUAGAGGCAAUGUACUGUAGUGACAUUUGCCGGUAUUGCUGUUGACCAUCCAGAUUCCUGGGGCCAAAUGAAUGUCAGACCAAAAAGUCUUUUACGGGUUUUGGUCGGUUAUUUUUUUUGUAUUAUUUCUUUUUUGUAUUUUUUUUUGUAUUUUAAAUUCAGAAUUUUGCUGGCUGUUCUGGUCUACCUCACUAGUGCAUGUUUGGUCUGCUAUUUAAGGACAUCUGAUUUUAGUUGGGAUUAAAUCAAAUCCUUUUUGCACUACAGAAUGUAUACAGGAUGGAAGUUUUCCAUCACAUACCACCUUAAAGAGUAACUUAACAACCGGACCUGCAAAGAUUCAGUUCCACACUCUGGUGCACUGUUUGGGUGGGUGUAUUUUUAGACCUGAGAAACUAAAACCGCCCUGUGGUUAUUUGGUUAAAACACGAGGUCAGUAGAUAUCUGAAGCAUGCUUUUCAUUUCAGCCAAAUUUAGCAGCACAAAACCAAUUUUCUCACCUUAUCAGCACCUUGGUCUGCUGCUAUCUUUCUGUUUUGUGACCAAACGCGGAAGAUGGCAGUACAUUAUCUGUUGUGCUGACUGCAGUGCCGGUGCCGCUUUUUUAAUUUACAUGAGAGUACUGGGUUUAAACCUCCAGGUGAAAGUUAGGCUUUUUCUCCGUAGCCCAGUUGAGGUGCAUCUUACAUCAUCUCUGGUUCAAGAUUGGCUCAACAAAAAACAAAAAAAUGCAACAAUUCUAACCCAUAUUCUGGAUACGUCUGUGUGUGGUGGUCCUUGUAGCACUGACUCCAGACACUGCCCACGCCUAAAUCUCCACCAAGCUUAUGACUGGGCUUUGUUUCACAAUUUUCUCUAAUCUGUUAGCAUCCAUGUUGCUUGUGCACUUUGUUUACAACACCUUUUCCUACCUCUCAACUUUCCAUUAAUAAGCUUGGAUACUGCACUCUGUGAACAGCCAGAUACUUUAGCGAUACCCUUCUUUGAGGAUUAUCUUUGUUGAGGAUGUCAGGGAUUUUCUGCUGGACACCUGUCAAACCAGCAGUCUUCCCUGUGAGUGUUAUGUAAUUUGGUAAUAUCAUGUGCUGCUGAAUUUUGGUUUUCAUUGGCUGUAAAUCAGGAUCAACAUAUUGAACAGAAGAAAAUAAUCCUUGAAUAAUCUGUGUGUAAUAGAGUUAUAUAAUAAGUUUCACUUUUAUAACUGAAUUACUGAAAUAAUAUUUGAGUUAUUUUCAAAUUUCUUGAGAUGCACCUGUACUUGCAAGGAUAUGCUAAAGCCUGGCCUAUAGAGGGCAGCAAAACGUUGCUUUUUGGCCUGAGGGUAGUUAGUCUUCUUUUCUUAGUUUUUUUUUAGGUAGUGCCAUCUUUCUCUCAGCAGUAUUCUAUCUUUAUUGGCAGAUCUGUAAAGGUCGGUUGCUUCAUGACUUCUUUAACUUAGGAUUACAUUAUCCGUACAAUAGCAUAAAUACUUGACCUUUUACAGAGUUACCGAGGGUUCCAACUACCUCUAACCUGGAUGCUUAAAAUAAAUGAAUGGAAGUAAGGCAGAAUCAGACAUGAUGUUUCGUGUGAGAAGGCUACUGUUGUUUUAUGUCCAGUUUGAUCUAUUUCUAGGUAGAUAUUUAAGACACUGUAUAGGCUUUUAGCUCAGGAGUACCUAGCCUGCAAGGAGGAGCAUGUAGACCUAGCUAGUCUGUUAGCAUUUUACUCCCGUUUUACAGGAGAUGCUGACUGAUACUUUAACACCCAAUUAAUAUAUAUGUAAAAUUAUUCCAAAGCCUUUUUAAGAAAUGCAUACUACUUAUUUAUUUUCAUCAGAAAGCACCGCAUCUUCUCUUUGUGCUCCUUUUGAAGCCUAUCAGCAAUGAAUGUUUGAGAAGAGAUCAUCACAUAACACACAAAUAGGUCAAAGAAAGCUUGAAAAAUAUCUGGUUUACUAUCUUAACAUCAUGGUACUCUUACUGCUGUGUACAUAUGUGCUUGAAAGAUCAUUCCCUUCAUUUAAUUUGGCCUGCUUGCGAGGUUACGGUAAUAUAUUGCUACAUAAGAGUAUGAAUAUGCAAUACAUACUGUACAGGUACAUGAAAUAAUGAAGACUGAUCUAAACUGUGAGGAUUUUCUUUGCCUUUUAUGAUUAUUUUUUAUUUUUUUUAUUUUGAGUAUAUUAUUUUGUGUGCAGAAUGAGCCUUUUGGAAGAAAAGCUCAUUGUUUUUCAAAUCUAUGCCAAAACCAAUGCAAUGCCACUCUGCACUAAUAAUGUGUAAGGUGCAUUAAUGUGUUUUCUAUAUUUCAUUUUUGUUGCGUCUGAAUAUAUGUUUCAUAUUUUAGAUAACUUUUUAAAGUUUAUUUCAAACUGGAAGAAAUACCUCAUCUCUUGGGUUCAUCUCAGGAUUUGCUAAUCUGAAAACUCAGGGAUGGUUUUAGAUUGAAUUGAAGGAGUCAAGGAUUAAAAGCUAAUUUACAAAAUGUGAACAAUGUAACAAUGAAGUCAAAUUCAAAAUGGCUUUGGGAGUGUCUUGGUCCUUUUUUUUUUUUACUGCUACACAAUGAAAAUGUAUUAAAGGAUUUUUAAACUUUUGGUCAGGAAAACAAUUAUACCCUAACAUCGUAUAUCAAUAUAGAGUAAUGGUGCUUUUAUGUCCUCUUUUGCCUAAUAUGAAGAAAGUGUUCCACUAUUAUUGUAUUCUUUCCUCUGUAAUCGUUGUAGAUGGGGAUAAAAGUAGAAUAUUUUAACGGGAUUGGGGCUAGUAGUGUAUAAUCGUUGUCUCAUCUCAACACGUCUAUAAUUAGUGUUUCAGACUAUCAAUGCUUAUGACAAAAAGAAUGUGCCACAACUGACUUAACACACACAUUACUACUUUCAUUCUCAGUGGGUUUUCCAUAAAUUCAGAAGGUUUAAAGUCAAACCAUUUUAGGGUUUCGAUAUGUGAAUUGUUCCACUCAGGGUUUAUAAUGUAAGAAAGUAAGAACUGGCAUUAAGUGUAGAUCUUUAAUUUUCUUUGCAUAUUUUCUUCAUUGUAUUAUUUUGAAAUUAGUGUUUACAGCUACAGUGCCUGUAUAUCCUUCGAUUGGAACAACUUACCUGCUUUUUCUUCUGUGUGACCUAUAUGAGGACUGACAACUUCAUCUGUUAAACUAACUUAAAGCAAUGUUUACAUGUAGUUCUCAAAUUAGGAUUUAAUAAAAGCAUUAUGAUUGGUUAGGGGUUAAUCAGUUGUACUUUGCUAUCUCAAAAUAUAUCUUUGAAACUUACCAACGUGUCUGGCCCCUACAAUUUUAUUGUCAUGUGCUUUAAAAUCAAACAACUUGUAAGCCUAGCUCAGGUUUGAAGGAGAUCAUGGCUGUCUUAUUUGUUUUUUUCUUUCUUUUUGUACCCGUCUUAUUUUUGACCAUCAGCCAGUUCAUUUGUGGUGUUAUUGUAUUUUAUCAAGCGAUUUAUUACAGAGCUACUUCCGAAAAAUGUGCAUUUACUAUUAAUGAAUGUAUUAGUAUUUACUGCCAUAAAACCCACAAUUAUCUUUAACUCAGGUAAUUUAAUGACUAUAGUCUGUAAGUGAUGAGCAGCAUGUGAGAUUUACUGUGAUUAUGUUUCUAUAUGUAAAAUUUUGGUCCAU